UCAAAUUCAAAAAAUUCGCUUCGUCGUUCGGACGUUUUGCUCCGGCUCGAAAAAAUUGUUAUUUGCUGCCGAGAACAGCUGGACUUCGCUGCCCCGUGAAAGAUACAAGAUACAAAGAUACUGAAGUUAAACUGUCAUAAACAAGUUAUCUUGCAUAUCCACCGUGUGUCGUACGGGAAAUAAAAUAAAAAAACAUCGUUUUGCCGAUCCCCUAAAAAUUAAAGGGAGUUUCGUUAGGGUCGCGUGUAAAGUGAUAAGCAGUUGAAAGCAAAAAACAACUGUGGAGAAUUGCCGGGAAUCGUGGACCUUUUGCCAGUAAAACGCAGUGGUUCUACCAUCUAGUGGUCUCAGGAUCCGCCAUCUGGCCCAGAGAAUCAAAACAAACAAAUCAUUGCACAAACAGGCCCACAAUCGCAUAUAUACGCAUAUAUCUAUAUUCCUGGGAUAUGUACUCGGAUGUUCGUGAGUGGAUUGGUGGGUGUGUUGUUCUUGCCUUCGGCAUCGCGUGAAAAGUCGCGCGCGAAUUGUGCGGUAGAUUUAUGUCCGCGUUAAUUGGUUGAAGCUUAAAAUCUAAUAGCCAUUAAUCAAAGUGGGUGAACAAAUUGCCAAAAAGCAAGAUAGAAAAAAUAAACAUGUGAACAGUUUUAUGAAAUAUAUUUCGAAAUGAAAAUUGGUACAAGCUAUCAAGUGGUCAACUAAUAAAAUUAAAUAAUAUGGUAAUAAACAAACUUCACUCUGUUCAACAAAUAAUGUCAAGCAUUAGGUGAAAAUUUAUGUCGACAGAUUAAAAAACAAUAUAUCGCACUAACAUGUAAAAACAAAACAAAAGAAAAAAAUUAAAUUAUAAGUCAAAGUUUUAAAUAUUAAAGGCUUAUAAAGAAAUUGAGAUUUUCCAAACAAAGAGGUUAUGACAUCAAACUUCUUAAAACAAUAACGAUUUAUUACUUCACGUAAGGUUUGUUCUUUUUAUUAAAGGCAACACAAAGUUAAACAUUUUAACGAGAGCACUUACAGUUUCAUAAACAAAAAAAGCGAUUUAAAAUCAGAUAUAAACAAGUAAAAUUCCCUUUUAAUAAUAUUAAAACAAGGUAUUUUAAUUGUCAACAAGUGUCAAAACAUAAAACGGAAUAAGUAAUUGCCAAUCGUCCGACAAAGGAAAAUGCUUCAACACAAACAAACGACAAAGAAAAGUGCACAAUAAACGCGUGUGAGAAAAGCAACACAAAGAAAAGAGUAUUUCCAGAAAUCCGCCUACAAAUACAAUGAUUUCCGUAAUGGCCAGCCGAAUGAUCUUCAAUAUGCCUUGGCUAAUUCUGCUGCUAAUGGCUCUCACUGGGGCCCACAUCAGUGACUUGGGGGGUUCACCUAUGAUGACCACAGUUGCUCCCACUUCGAGUCACCGAAAUGCCCACCAGCAGCAGAGGUUGCAGCAGUUGCAGGAGGCGCAGCAACUGGAGUUCCAUCAUCAGCAACACCACCAUUUGCGGCACGAGCAGCACUUGCGGGCCGAGUUGGAGGGUAACCACCAGCCGCCAGUCGCGGACUUCGAAAUGGGUGCAUCCCAGUUGGCCUUCGACCCACAAUUGCCCAUGCAGCAGCACCACUUGCGCCACCACAACCGUCACCACGUAAGCUGGGAGCAGAGGGUCUUUCCCUCGCUGCGACAUCAGCCACAUCGCUUGGCCAUAGGAACCAGCACCGCCAGAAGUAUUGUCACCUCCGAGGCACCCACAACCACUCACCGCGGCUUGUCCAGCAAUCACACGCGCUAUUUCGACCGGGAUGGCAUCUUUCCCUCCUGGGCCGAACCUCGAUCCACCAGAGGUCCCAAUUGGCGGCAGGAAGUGGAUUCCAGUGACUCCGAGGAGGAAAGCGACGAGGACGACGACGAGGACUACGAGUACGAAGAUGACUCCGCUUCCAAUGGCGUCGAUGAAGAGCUAGCCCGACAAAUGCCCAGAUACUCGUUGUUCACCCAAAAACUACCCCACAUUGACCCGAAAAAAGAACAGGAUUACACCGCCUACGAUCAGUCGGACGAACUGGGCAUUGUCUCGAAUAGCAACCAUAACAAUAACCAUAACAAUAACAGGCAUCCCAGUGUGGCCAAUCCCCACGACAAGUCAUCCGGCAAACGCAAUAUAUUUGACUGGUUGUUCAAGCAAGAUGUGGAAAAGGCGGUAGUUAAAGUACCACACACCACAACUACAACUACAACUACGACAACCACCACAACCUCGACCACAACUCCGAAGCCUUUAACCCGCACUGAAAGGCCAAAACUCCAACUAAUAGAUGCCAACCUUAAAAGCAACGGCGGCGAAGAGGACUACUCGAACGAGGAUUCGGAUUCCGAGUCGGAGGAGGGCUUCUCCAACGAGCAGUGGAACAAAAUCGAGCACGAGCAUCACCUCAAGCAGCAGAAACACCAGAAGGAGCUAUUGGCGCUGCGCGAGAAGAGCCGGAAUACCCCUCUCAUCAGAAACUUUGAGAAUGAGGUAAGUGCUGCUAAGACUUUAGAAGACAACGAGGGCCAUGAUGUGAACAACAUUUACGCACGCAACCACGUAGCGGGAAAGCUAGCCCCGAAGAAGGAUGAGCAGUUGGGAACCCCCGAAGCGGCGCUCAAGGCGAGACGCCUUCACGCUCAGAAGCAGAAAAGCGAGAGAGCCCUAGCACACGCCCACAUGAACCAGGUGCUGAAGGAGGCCACCUGCCGGGUUCCCCAGAAGCGCUGUCAGCUGGUCCAGCAGGAUCCCUCGAAGAUCUACACACCCCACUGCACCAUUCUGCACCGCUGCAGCGAGGACAGUGGCUGUUGCCCGAGCAGGAGCCAAAUAUGUGCCGCCAAGAGCAUCCACAACGUCGAGCUGCAUUUCUUCGUGAAAAGCAGCAAGCACCGGAGCGUAAUCGAGAAGAGAACCUUUGUGAACCACACGGAGUGCCAUUGCAUCGAGCGAUCGAACUACAACGAAGACACGGCCAUGGCCAUGACCCACUACGGGCAGUCGGUGGUGCGGGCCACCAUACUGAGUUGCACCUGUCCGAAGAGCUUCGAGAAAAUCCUGCAGGACGACGGUCAGUGCCGGUGCGACUGCAGUUCCGGAAACUACGACUGCGAUUGGCUAAAGCGGGGCAACGAGCACUUCGCCAUGAACGAUCGCAAGUGCAUCCAGCAAGGCCGCUGCAAGCCGCCCACCUGUGAAUUCGGUCCCUACAUGGACAAACACGGCCGCUGCCCCAAGCAACACGAACAACCCGCCUAUAAUGCCAUGUCAUAGGCGAUGCGUAUCCCAAGUGAGGAGCACACAAAACCAGGAAAAGUAUUAUUCAGUCUGUGGCAAACUCAAAAACAGACAAGAAGGGAAUCUCGGGAAACGUUCCUUUCCUGAAUAGAGUAAAAGCAAAAAGAGAGACGUGAAUUUAGUUGCAUAUCCUAUACAAACCAACACGAAAGCAAAACGAAAAGAAAUCUAUUUAUACACCAGGAUGGGUCGAUUAGAAGAAAGCAAAUAUACUGAAUUUCUGAGAAAUCUUAAAAACAUUCAUUAAAUUCCUUUGAUAGUUCUUAAAAGCAAAAAUCUCUAAUACCAAACAGGUCGCUCUAACGUCAGGUUGACUAAGUUUUUUUAAUGGCACGCCAUUGUGAAAAUUAUUUUAGCUAAUGAUAUAUUUUAUAUUUAAACACCAACGAGUUUUAACUAAGUUUUAAAUUAAAACUGAAAGCUGAAUCAUAAGAAAAAUAUAUUAGGAACUGUCUUUAAAAUGGAUUACUCAUUAUUUGCUUUCAACAAAAUUGACCCUACCGAAAAUACACAUACUUAUUAUGUAAAUGAAUAUCAGUGAUUGAGUAUUAAAUGUAUUAAGACCACAACACUGUCUGUCCUCGAUCCGAUAAAAACACAAAAAGUAAUAUGAAGCUGUAGCGUUGUUUAUAAAUAUUUCAAUAUACGAGAUUCAUAAAUAAACCAGAAAGAAUUAUGUGUAUUUUAUGCGUAUGCUAAAUGAAAUUCCAAAUAUAUAAAUUGACUGCGUUUUAGUUUUAAUUAACUAAUGUUAUGUUAUUUAAUUAUAAUGAACAAACAAAAACAAAUCAUUAAAAUACAAAUUAAACUUAUAAAUUACCUAUAUAAAAGCAAAAAUAUUUUUCAUGUUGCUUAAGCUAAGUUUUAAAACGAAUCAAACAAAAAAAAUCAAACAAACGAAGAAUCAAAGCAAAACAAAAUGUAAGUUUCAUAUUUAAUUUCUAGUCAAAUUUAAGUUGUGUUUUUCUAAUGGCCACGAAUGUUUAAUCGAAUGUGAAUUCCGCCAUUUAAAUCACUAAAGCAAAAUACAUUCAAAGCGGAUAGCAUAAAAUAUAGAAACUAAUGCAUACAUACUGAGAGAUAAAUGUAUAAAUCAUCUGAACGUGAACUAGCACAUAACUCUUUUGCUUAUUCACUGCAUUUGAAAGCGAGAACUAAAAUUUACUAAGGAUUUUUUCAAUGUUGCAUAGGUACAUAUUCAGCGAACCCGACUUUAAAAAAAUUUUAUUUAUAUAUUCUUUGUGCACAGACUUUAUUUUAGGUUUACAUACUUAAUUGCGACACCAAGCACUGUAUAUAUAUUUUAUAAAAACAUACAUUUAAGCGGCACCCAAAGUAAAAACACUUUGCAAGAAUUAUGGCGAAAAUUAUUUCACCGAAAGAGAAAUGUUCUCGGAUAGCAUUUUGCAUUUGCAUAUUAAUGGCAUUUGCCUAAUUGCAAUUGAUGAGCUCAAUUAAUAAUUUCAAACGAUAUAAGGGGCUUUAAUUAUUGUGAAUUUAUUUACUAUUUAGCCAGAUUUUAAAUGCCAUUUUAUGACCUGUGCCUCUUUUCUGUUUACCCACUCAAUCACAAGUUUAUCAUAAUUUAAGGGCAAUCUGUUUGCUCAAGGUAAUGUAUUUAUUAAUAUUCGCACCCACUCUUAAAUAAGCAUACGCAUAUAGAAAAAGCAAUCUCAAUGCGACGUUGAAUGUGACUUGAAUUCUUCAAUAAAUCGGUGUAUUUGUUUGGAGAAACUACGUCAAGAUACCAAGCAAAAUAAACAAAAGUUUACAUUUCAAAAUGAUUUUAUUUACAACUUUAGGCAUAAAUUUUAAUGUAUAAAAAAUCGAAAGUAAGCACUAAGCUGAAAAACAAACAAAUACUAAUAAACCAACAUAUUAUUACUAUGCAAAAUCCAAAUAAAUAUGAAAGUGAA
Messenger RNA from Drosophila gunungcola (fruit fly), 5221 nucleotides. RefSeq lists its product as uncharacterized. Gene Ontology annotation, cellular component: membrane. The transcript has 6 exons. Lineage: Eukaryota; Metazoa; Arthropoda; Insecta; Diptera; Drosophilidae. Gene Ontology annotation, molecular function: growth factor activity. The record is from RefSeq and is a predicted model, not a curated record. Gene Ontology annotation, biological process: hemocyte migration. The coding region runs from base 1263 to 3281 and encodes 672 amino acids.